AUGGCUCCCCACGCCGAGGUUGGAAUGGGCUCCUCGAACGGAGUUGGCUACGCCGCUGCCGCUCCCAAGGACCUCUUCAAGGUCGACUCCCCCAACGUCGUGUACUCGGACACCGAGAUCAACACAAAGUACACGUACCGCACCACCAAGGUCACCAAGGGCGACGAUGGCAAGUACACCGCCACCCCGACCGAGACCGUCUACGACUUCAAGGUCGACCGCAAGGUCCCCAAGGUCGGCAUGAUGCUGGUCGGCUGGGGCGGCAACAACGGCACCACCGUCACCGCCGGCAUCAUCGCCAACCGCCGCGGCCUGACCUGGGACACCCGCGAAGGGCCCCGCACCGCCAACUACUACGGCUCCGUCAUCAUGGGCUCGACCAUGAAGCUCGGCACCGACGCCCGGACCAACGAGGAGGUCAACAUCCCCUUCCACGACAUCCUGCCCAUGGUCCACCCCAACGACCUCGUCAUCGGCGGCUGGGACAUCAGCGGCAUGAGCCUCGCCGACGCCAUGGACCGCGCCGGCGUCCUCGAGCCCACUCUCAAGUACCAGGUCCGCAAGGAGAUGGCCGAGAUGAGGCCCCUGCCCAGCAUCUACUACCCGGACUUCAUCGCCGCCAACCAGGAGGACCGCGCCGACAACCUCAUCCCGGGCUCCAAGGCCUGCAACGCCCACGUCGAGCAGAUCCGCCGCGACAUCCGCGACUUCAAGGCCGCCCACGCGCUCGACAAGGUCAUCGUCCAGUGGACCGCCAACACGGAGCGCUACGCCGACAUCAUCCCCGGCGUCAACGACACGGCCGACAACCUGCUCCGGGCCAUCGAGGCCGGCCACGACGAGGUCUCGCCCUCGACCGUCUUCGCCGUCGCCUCCAUCCUCGAGGGCGCGCCCUUCAUCAACGGCUCGCCCCAGAACACCUUUGUCCCCGGCGCCAUCGAGCUGGCCGAGCGGCACAGCGCCUUCAUCGGCGGCGACGACUUCAAGUCGGGCCAGACCAAGAUGAAGUCGGCCCUCGUCGACUUCCUCAUCAGCGCCGGCAUCAAGCUGACCUCGAUCGCCAGCUACAACCACCUCGGCAACAACGACGGCAAGAACCUGAGCUCCCAGAAGCAGUUCCGCUCCAAGGAGAUCUCCAAGUCCAACGUCGUCGACGACAUGGUCGCCGCCAACUCGGUCCUCUACAAGCCCGGCGAGCACCCGGACCACACCGUCGUCAUCAAGUACAUGCCCGCCGUCGGCGACAACAAGCGCGCCCUCGACGAGUACUACGCCGAGAUCUUUAUGGGCGGUCACCAGACCAUCUCGCUCUUCAACGUCUGCGAGGACUCCCUGCUGGCCUCGCCCCUCAUCAUCGACCUCGUCCUUGUCGCCGAGAUGAUGAGCCGCAUCCAGUGGAAGGCCGCCUCCUCCGACGGCGCCGCCACCACCAAGGAGUUCAAGAACUUCCACUCGGUCCUCAGCAUCCUCAGCUACAUGCUCAAGGCCCCGCUGACCCCGCCCGGCACCCCCGUCGUCAACGCCCUGGCCAAGCAGCGCGGCGCCCUGACCAACAUCUUCCGCGCCUGCGUCGGCCUCGAGCCCGAGUCGGACAUGACCCUCGAGCACAAGCUCUUCUAG
Molecule: messenger RNA, 1620 nt
Organism: Thyridium curvatum
Lineage: Eukaryota; Fungi; Ascomycota; Sordariomycetes; Thyridiales; Thyridiaceae
Exons: 2
Coding region: 1-1620 (539 amino acids)
Biological process (GO): inositol biosynthetic process; phospholipid biosynthetic process
Cellular component (GO): cytoplasm
Molecular function (GO): inositol-3-phosphate synthase activity
Source: RefSeq, a predicted model, not a curated record